AUGGAUUCGACUGAUCAGACUGUGAGCAGUACUCCAUUAGCAUUAGCCAAUGCCGUUGAACAGGAAGCUGCAACAGACAACGCAGUUUUAAUCAGGGGCAUGGAUCUAGAUGUUUUCAACGCUGCAAAAGAAGGCAAAACUGAUGUCCUUAGUAGACACUAUCUUGACCAAAUAUUGACUCCAACCAAGAACACAGUCCUCCAUAUUUAUAUAGCUUUUGCAAGCAGCCCAAAUUACAUCGAACCAGAAAAAGAAACGCUGAGGCCACCCAGCGUUGUGAAUGAAAUCCUUCAAAUGUGUCCAGCACUGCUAUCACAGAAGAACGAGAGUGGCGAGACUGCCUUACACAUUGUGGCCAGACAUGGGCGUGCUGAUAUAGUUGAACGUCUUAUCGAAACUGCAAAAGCUGGCCGUGACCUUGAGAAUGGGCCCUCAUCAUCAGUAGAAGCCUGGCAGAUGCUCAUAAGAGAAACCAAUAAGGAGAGGGACACUGCCUUGCACUUUGCAGUGCGAUUUAAUCACUUUCGUGUGGUGGAGAUAUUGACCAGAGAAGACCCUGACUUUUCCUACUCUGCUAAUGAUGCUGGGGAGACUCCACUUUAUUUGGCUGCCGAGAGGAAAUAUGGUGUUUUGGUCUCCCAAAUACUUAGCACUUGCACGGAUCCAAAUUACCAAGGCCCCAAUGGAAGAACGGCUUUGCAUGCUGCAGUGAUUUACGGUGAUAAAACCGAUGGUGAACCGACCACGGUUAGUAAAACCUAUGGACGGGUCACUCCCAAAAGACGUCUCACCAAUGACGCUGAAAUGACCAAAGAAAUACUAGAGAAGAAAAAGGAUUUGGCGAUAGCAGCAGACGAAAAAGGAUGGACCCCACUUCACUACGCUGCAUUCUAUGAUCGUGCUUCAAUUGUUAUAAAACUACUAGAAACUGAUAAACGCAGUGCCUACAUGGGUGACAAAGCUGAUAAGAAGACCGCUCUUCACAUUUCAGCCUCCAGAGGCCAUGUCAAAGUAAUGGAACAAAUUAUUUCCCAAUGUCCUGAUUGUUGCGAAGUGGUCGACCAAAGAGGUCGGAAUGCUUUUCAUUAUGCCUUGGAGAUGCACCGAUCUCUAAUUAAGGAUUUUGUUUUAAAGGAUCCAUGGCUUUGCAACGUUCUCUUAAAUUCCAAGGAUGUUGACGGCAACACACCCCUCCAUCUACUUGAUGGUCAUCUCUUCGGCGGCCGGGUUCCGUUCAUUCGUGAUGCUAGGGUUGAUAAGAUGGCAUUCAAUAAAGAAAACAUGAACGCUCUCGACGUCAUUAUAGCUAAGGAUUCAAAAUAUAAGACAUAUCUCAAGAAUAAUUUGAAAAGGAAUGGUGCAGCAUCAGGCCAUCGGAUUCUAAGCGAAAGUAGUCGUGGUAGCCAGAAAUUCAAGGAAAACAAAGGUGGCGAAGACACUGAUGUAAACGAAUCCCAUUUGAUAGUGGCUACACUCGUAGCAACUGUUACAUUCGCAGCAGGUUUCACCAUGCCUGGUGGUUAUUACCAAAUUGAUGCAUCAAAACGAAAUGUUACAGCCCCGGCCCUGAGUAAAGGAUCAACUCCAGGUUAUGCAGUUCUAACAAAAGAUGCAGCUUUCAUCAUCUUUGUUAUAUCAGAUUCACUAGCUUUGUGUUUGUCCAGUUUUUCUGUUUUGAUGCACCUUUACAUAUCGACGCACACAAAGCGAAAAGGGAUUUCCGAAUGGUUUGGCGUUGCAUUAUAUAUCACUAUGUUGGCCUUAGUUGCAAUGGUGGUUGCAUUCACUUCAGGCACAUAUGCAGUCUUAGGUGAUUCUCCACUACUUGCCAUCUCGGCUUUAAUGGUUGACGCCUGUGUAUUCUUUAUAUUUAUUUAUUUCGCAAUUUUUGAAAUUAAAUGGAGGUUCGUUUCCGAUUGGCUAGAUCAACUUAAGGCUCUGCUGCCAGUUAUUGCUACCACUGACGAGUAG
Messenger RNA from Prunus armeniaca (apricot), 1971 nucleotides. NCBI's taxonomy places the organism in Eukaryota, Viridiplantae, Streptophyta, Magnoliopsida, Rosales, Rosaceae. The record is from the annotation of a GenBank genome assembly.